This is a messenger RNA of Actinia tenebrosa (Australian red waratah sea anemone), 6129 nucleotides long. RefSeq lists its product as uncharacterized. Gene Ontology annotation, cellular component: external side of plasma membrane; signaling receptor complex; membrane. NCBI's taxonomy places the organism in Eukaryota, Metazoa, Cnidaria, Anthozoa, Actiniaria, Actiniidae. The record is from RefSeq and is a predicted model, not a curated record. Gene Ontology annotation, molecular function: cytokine binding; cytokine receptor activity. Gene Ontology annotation, biological process: cytokine-mediated signaling pathway.
AUGACCACAAUUUACAACAAGAAAAAGGAUCAGUUUAUCACGGAAUAUGUCAAAAAUGGCGUUCGCACUGGACUGAGUGACGUUGGAGGAGUCGAAAAAUGGAACGAUGGUGCUUUACCUUCGUAUGAGAACUGGGAUCCAUCAGGUCAAUCAAUAUCUCCCUUCUGUACCACACAGUAUAGCAAUGGAUGGAAGAAAGAAAAGCCCUCAGAUUCAAAGCCUCUACUCUGCGAAAAACCUGUCACUUCCACAACGAUCUGCGCAGGGCUCUUGGGAUAUGGUGUCACGGAAAAUGGCAUUUACGGCAAUUAUUAUUGUGACCAAGAAAAUGAUGGCGGAGGUUGGAUUGUUAUCCAAAGAAGAAAGGACGCAUUGGCAGACUUCAACCGCACGUUUUUGGAAUACGAAAACGGAUUUGGAAAUAAAAUGGAAAACUUUUGGCUGGGUAACAAAAUUAUUAGUUCGUUAGCAGGUAGCAAGAUGAGCCUGUUAGUUAAUCUUGUUUUGACCAAUGGUUCAAAAUAUUAUGCAUUUUACGAAACAUUUUCUGUCGUUAAAAGUGCUGGUUAUCGCCUUCAAGUAUCAGGCUACAAAGGAACAGCUGGAGAUUAUCUAAGCUACAACAAGAAUAUGAGAUUCAGUGCAUACGAUAAAGAUAAAGACGGAUCAUUAACUGACAACUGCGCAAACAAGUAUGGCAGCGGCUGGUGGUUUCAUAACUGUAGCCUUGCGAAUCUUAAUGCAGAAUACGGCCCAGAUAUAGGGGAUGCACUCCACAUCCACUGGGGACCUCUAAGGUCUAUCGCGUACGUCGAGAUGAAAAUCAAGUCAUUUGCGUCAAUUUCAAAGACAUUCUUGAAAACCGAAGACUCAAAUCAAAAAGGUUUCUCCAUUGUUGAUUUUGGUAAUGCAAAAAAAGUCGUUGUCAAGACGACUGAUAAGAACUGGGAACUUAUAUUCACUCCGCCACCAAGAACAUGGGUGCAUGUAUGCAUCACGUGGAGUCCUGCAAAUGGUUUGCGAUAUUACGAGAACGGAAGGCUGACUGCUUCCAAUGAUAAGUACAAACACGCAGCCAAUACUUUGGUCGGUACGUCUUUGCACUUAGGCUACAUUACAGGAGAUUCUCAAAAUAUUGACGACCGAAUAAAAAGGCUUGGACUUUGGUUCAGUGAACUACAGCCAUACGCCAUCCAAGAUGUUUAUAACUACGAUAAUUUCACCUUUGACGAUGAUAUUCAAUGUUGGAGCAAGCCGACAGAUCGACACGUGAAAAGCGUACCGGAUCCUUAUUAUAGUUGGAAACGCAAGUCCGGAUGCACGCCUAGCGUUGGUACCGGACCCUGUGCUGACCACACAUCAAUGAAUCCUCUGGGUUCAUACAUCUACAUGGAAGCAUCGUCACCACACAGCAGUGGCAGAUAUAGUGUCAUCAAAUCGCCACAUAUUCUUUCAGUGUAUAGAUGUUUGCGUUUUAUGUAUCACAUGCGUGGGACUGGCAAAGGUCUAUUAUAUGUGUCUAAAGCAUCAAAUACGCCUAGAGCAGCGAAAUAUUGGUCUGCGAAACAAAAUAACAGAAAUGAUUGGCAAAAAGCACAAGUUUCCCUUGGCAGUCCUUCAUCCUACGUUACCUUCUUCGGUAUGGUUAAUAAGAACUUUGAGAGUGACUUCGCCAUUGACGACAUCAGCUUCGACACGAAGCCAUGCACAACGAUUAACGACUGUAUUCCAUCUUGUAUGAAAGGCACAUCUUGUAACGUGGCCACCAGAACUUGUGAUUGUGGGAAACGGAAACAUGUUGAUGAAAGCUGUAGAAACAUAUUGCACAAGACAGUGUUUGUGGAUGCCGUACAUUAUUGGGCCUUUGAAGACCACACUUUCAUUGAAGACUCACGCGGAAACAAAAGCGGCAUAGUUAAUGGAAGUGUUGAUAGUAUCGCCCAAGGAGGUCAUAACUAUGCUGUGCAAAUAACUGGACAACCUAGCUGGAUCAGCUUUGGAGACUUCAGUCAAGAAUGUUUGGGCGACUUCAGCUCUUGUCAAAAUGGACUAGCUUUAUCGUUUUGGUUGAAGCAUUUUGUCAAAGUUGGAAAAGCUUUGAAACAAAAUUUUUUGACUUUAGGAAACGUCGCAGAAGGUGAAAGAGGAUUUGAGUUUGGAUUCGAUCCGGCCGUUCAAGAAGGUGAAUUUCCACUAAUAUCAGUCCGUGUCAACCUUCCUGAAAAACACUGUCAGUACCAGAUACCCGUGCAGAGCUCGGUGUGGUGCCACAUCGGAUUCUCCUUUGAAGAUACGACUGCACUGAGCGUAUAUCGCAAUGGAAAAUUGGUUGACACAGGCGGAACUCCAUCCUGCAUCAAUUACACCAGUAAAAAACCUCUCAGUAAUGAACUCAAAGCUGGUUUACCAACACAGGCAGCAACCUUCCAAUUAGACGAACUUGUGAUUUGGAAUAAAUGGCUGGAAGAGAGAGAUUACAUCUAUAGAUAUCGAUAUGUUACCGAUGGUUUGGAACAGAACAUUAAUCUAUUACUGAAGCUAAAAAAUGAAGUCUGGGAUGACCAACUAAGUAAUCUCGAAAGUAAGAAGGCUGUGAAUCUUGCAGAAAAGAUAAUAGAAAGUUUUCAAGCUAUGUUYGGCAACAGUUCUUACAAUGGGAAACCAGUCAAGGUCAUCAUUCACGGAUUUAGUCCUGGAAGCGUCAACGUCAACACAACACUACUGUUUGAAUCGCUAACCUACAAUGAUACACUGUUGUUAGAAAGGUGGUUAUUCGAACAAAACGCUCUAAACACUAUUCCUGUCAAUGUGCUGAGGAUCUCAUCAAACACUGUUCCAGACAUAUAUCCAAAGAUAACAACCAUCGGCAAGAAUACCUCAGCGGUAUACGUCAAUUGGACCAUUGGUGACUACACCAGUACAUACCAGUUAUUUCAAGGAUSCCGUAUCCUUUACAGGCUAACAGAUGAACCGAACGCUACUUUCAUGGUCCAUAACGCCAUUGGUGUAGAUAACUACACAGUGGUGCCCAACAUGAAAUUCACUGUCAAUUACACUAUGAGACUCCUGUUGUUCACGUUGUCGGGCGAUGGGCUGAUUUCUCCUAUUUUUUAUGCUACGACUUUGGAAGAUUUGCCGAAUGAGAUUCCUGGCAACACCUCUGCAAUGAACACAAGUUCAUCAUCGCUCAACUUUACAUGGUCGCACAUUCCUACUAAAAGUUGGCGAGGUAAACCACUGGGUUACCGGGUCAGGUACUGGCUUCCAGAGGUUCCCACGGACGGUGUGCUGAAUAUAACGGUAGCACCGGAAAAAAACAUCACUGAAAUGAAAUCCCUGAGGAAGUAUAUGGUCUAUUGCCUGACAGUUGCGGGCUUUAAUUCUGCUGGUGAUGGUAAUUACUCCUCUCCUGUGUGUAUAAGGACUGAUGAAAGUGUUCCCGACGCACCCCUUGACGACAUUCAACUCAAAAACAUAUCAGGCUUUGAAAUUCAAAUAACGUCCAAUGGCGUCCCAUUUCUAAAUCGCAAUGGCAUAAUUACCAAGUACGUACUUUACUGGACCUCGAGUGAUUCAAAAGGCACAGUGCUUUGUUUCAACGCUACCCUCAUAACYUGUGAACUCAAAGGACUAAAGCCUUACACUGCUUAUAACAUAUCGGUGACUUCGUACACACGGAUCGGUGUUGGUGUGAUCAGUAACUUCUCGGUAUUCAGCGAUGAACACGUACCAUCCUUGCCACCACGGAUCUUGUCUGCUUACAACACUAGCUCUAGCAGUAUACACAUCUCAUGGACAGCGAUACCAAGGGCGAACCAUCAUGGUGUUCUUAGAGGGUAUUACAUCGAAUAUGCCAUCAAGGGAUCCAAUCUUUGGGAARGAAGUUUCGUCUGUCACAGCCAGCUGUCUGCCAAUCUUACCAACUUGACUGCAUAUAGAGAAUACGAGAUUAGGAUUGCUGGGUUUACGUACAAAGGAAAUGGGAAUAUGAGUGACAGUGCGUUUAUUUGGACGGAGCAAGACACUCCCUUUUCGCCACCUGUGAACAUCACUGGGAAAAACCUCAGCUCAACGAGUCUUCAACUGCAAUGGAAACCCGUUCCUUACGAAUACGCGCGCGGCAUCAUUUUAUAUUACAAGAUUAUUGUACUCGGAUACCGUUUGGCGUACAGGAACAUUUCCAAUGACACUUCGUGGAAUGUCACAAUAAAUGAUGAAAAUAUAUUGCAGCACCAGUUUAAGUCAUUAGAAAAGUACACCGAUUACACCUUUCAAAUGCUGGCCUCUACUAUCAAGGGCGAGGGUAAUAUCUCUGAACCGUUGACAGUGCGGACUGAUGAAGACUCACCUUUUAAAGCACCAACAAACGUGACUCUAAAAAGUGACGUCUGGCAUUCCAUCCAAAUCGACUGGACACUAGUGCCGCCCGAAGAGAUACCUGGAAUAUGCAGGGGAUACAAAGUUUACUAUAUUCGCAAAGAAGGAUCAGUCGACGUGCUGAAGAAUAUGAUAAUACCACCUACCGCUGUAACCGUUACAAUUCCUUACCUGUCUGGUUUUAUAAUAUACGGCAUAUGGGUCUCUGCUUUCACGUAUCCGGCUAAGAUCGGCCCAAGUGCUAACCUAACCAUCAAGACAGAAGAUUGGUUACCUAGGAUUCCUCCUCCUGGCUUCACUGGUGUCCCAGUCUCUUCUACAAGUCUUGGUCUGACCUGGAAGCAACUCCCACUUGAACUAACCAAUGGCGUAAUGGUUGGCUAUGUUGUCGAGUACACUAACACCAACAAGUCAAUCGCGCAAAACGCUACUUUUCCAACAGAGCAAACGAAUACUUUGUUAACCGGCCUGAGAAAGUUUAAUUACUACAAGAUAAGAAUUAUUGCACAGAACGUCAACGGCUUCGGUAACUGGAGUGACUACAUAACUCUGAGGACCGAUGAGGAUACUCCAGAGAAGCCACCGACAAACGCCACAGGAUCUACAGCCAGCCCAACCUCCCUGAUUGUCAAAUGGAACCCAGUCCCCUGGGACUAUCGGCACGGUUUCAUAUUGGGCUACACAAUUUAUUAUCGACCUAUUUCCGAAGCUGAAGAACCUUUGCCUUAUUCUACGCCCAAGCAAAUCAAUGUUGCACCAGAUGUCUUGGAGUUGASUAUUGAUGGUCUGUCAUCUUUUACUGAGUACUCAAUUGAAGUUGUAGCGCAGACAGUGAAAGGAGAAGGAAUAAAAGCCUCUUCCAUUAUUGCAAGUACUUGUCGAUGCUUCGAGGAGAUUUUGACAAACUGGAGGGACUUACCUCCAUAURUUAGGUCCAACUUAACAGACGAACCACUAGGAAUGAUGCCUUACGUCAUCCACACCGCUAUCUACGAAUGCUGUAGGGAGUGUCCUUCUCAUUCAACUGGGAGGAUCAGAGUUAACUACACACACGACGGAUACGGCAACCCAGCCAACAAGUCCUCGGAUAUCCUCGUUAAGAGCUACAUUGAUGACCAAACCGAUGUCCAUUUUCCAAUAUUUGGGUUCCAAGAUCAGACUCAUUUCUCGAAGUAUUAUGCCUAUAUACCUAUCGUGCCUUCAGCUGGGGUAGCCUUUUUUGUUAACAAGGAAGGAGGUGCAGCUAGUCCGCAGAAUGUUGCCGGAGCAGUCUUCAGUUGUUGGCCUUUGAUCAUGUUUAAUUUGAUAAUGGCAUUCCUUGUUGGCCUAAUCGUUUGGUUGUUGGAUUCCAAAGAUAAUCCAGAUCACUUCCAUGGGUCAUUUAUACGAGGAGUUGCGAGUGGGUUUUGGUUUGCUUUUAUUACAUACACUACUGUUGGCUAUGGUGAUAAAACCGUGGUGAGUAUYCCAGSUCGCAUCUUCACGGUGUUCUGGACGUUGUUUGGUCUUGUGUCGUUUGGAAUCAUGAUGGGUGCCUUCAGCGCAGCUCUUGAGACGAUGACGUACGAAGAGACCCAAUCACCAAUGAUGCUGUAUGGAACAAAGGUUGCUGUAAUUGACAAUUCAUCGGAGCAUAGACUAGGGCUACAGAAGAAUUCCAAGGUUAACACAGGUAACCCACUGCUACUAAAGAACGAAUAUCAUGUGAAAACCUCGUGGUAUGGAUGUAAAGUGCUCGGAUUCAAACAAUAG